Rubroshorea leprosula is the source of this 986-nucleotide messenger RNA. NCBI's taxonomy places the organism in Eukaryota, Viridiplantae, Streptophyta, Magnoliopsida, Malvales, Dipterocarpaceae. The record is from the annotation of a GenBank genome assembly.
GCAAGAAUUAAACAUAAGCUUUCUCUGAAUCAGAGGAUUAUAUCCCAAGACAGCCUUACUAAACUUAUCUGCACAGCACAGUUUUGCUCUGUUUGGGUUGCUGCAUGGUUGGGAUGGGUGUUUUGUCUUAGCUUGCUGGUUUUGUAGUCUCAAUUUGUUACUUAUUGCUGUCAUAGUAUUAUAAUUUGCAGAUGCACCUUUGUACUCCCCCUAUUUAUCCAAAUCACUCAGCAAGUGAUAAAGGCAUAUGGUAGGCCCACUAUAGCUCAAGAUCAAGCAUAGUGAGGAGAUGGUGUGAAGAGGCAAGCUGGACCAACAAAGAGAAGGUGUUCAUGGAUUCUACAGCCAGCAAUCCAAAGGGAAAAAGAAUGUCUGUCAAGGGUGCAGACUGAGAAAGGAAGAAAACUCAUAGCAUGCAUCAAGUCAUGUUCACUGAAUCUUAUCUAUGACCCUAAGGAAGCUGCAGAUUCAAAGAAGAAAACUGAGCAACUUACGGGAAAGCUCAGCAAAGCUCCAAAAAUUUGUUAAAGUAGCGAAUCUAAGCAAGAUGAAGCUGCAGUAUUGAAGGAGGAGCUGAUCUGCUAAAGGAGAUGGCUUUAGCAGCAACAACAAAUCAAAACCAAAGCAUAAAGAACUACAAAUGGCAGAUUCCAAAUGCUUAGGUCAAUUUCUUGUUUCCUGCAGCUUUAACACCAAGGAGGAGUGUUGGAGUUGUGGUGUGAAAGCUGCACCAAGAGCAGCAGAGCUGCACCAAGAGCAGCAAAUGAAAAGAAAGCUGCACAAAUGGCAGCAAAAUGAAAUGAAGGGAGAGCUGCACCAAGAGCAGCAGCAAAGUGCAGCAAACGAAGCUGCAAAUGUUGAUGAAAUGAGGCUGAAAUGAACAGCAAAUGAAAGGCUGCAAAGUAGCAGCAAAGCACAGCACAUGGAGCCGCACAAAUGGCAGCAAAUCUUUGAAAGUAAUCUUGCAUUAAAUGUUUAGUAGAUUU